Molecule: messenger RNA, 1306 nt
Organism: Cajanus cajan (pigeon pea)
Lineage: Eukaryota; Viridiplantae; Streptophyta; Magnoliopsida; Fabales; Fabaceae
Source: RefSeq, a predicted model, not a curated record
AAAAUAAUAAUAAUAAAAUGAUUACGGGAACACAGUGAAGAGAUAGUAUUAUAGAAGCGAAGAGAGAAAUGGCGGUAGUAGCAGCAGUGUUUCAGUCCUCAUCACCGCACAGCUUCAACUUCAACUCUCACGCCUUACUCAGAUUCUCUUCAUCAUCAAUCUCAGCUUCAUUUCCAAUCCCUAAUUCCGCCAUUUUCUGCCGUGCCGCCAAUUCCCGCACCGGCCCCGUCAAAAGCAAGACCAAGAAGAAGAAGCGCAAAAACAACGCCGACGAAUUUCCCCUCCCAACCUCCGAUUCUUCCGAUUCUUCCCUCCGUUAUCCUUCCGUGCCGUUGCCCGAACCUCCCGCCGGAUUCGUUUUGGACGACGGCGGAAACGUUAUCCACGCUUCCACUAAUCGACUCGUCACUGUCGUUGAUACUACGAAUGACCUUCCGUUGGAGUGUGUGAUAAGGAGAGAAUUCAAAAGUUCCGAGAGAGAUGAAUGUAUGUUGCUUUGCCCUGUUGACACGCCUGUCCAAAUAUUGAAGAGCACGAAAGUUGAUGGAUGGUCUGCUAUCAGUGAUGAGGAAGUUGAAUCUAUUCUGCCUGCUGCAGCUUAUGCACUUGCAAAGAUACACAUGCAUCUUGUUUAUAGUGGGUAUUGUUAUACAGCACGUGGUGGCUUUUGCUACACAGAAGAAGACAUAUUUGACUUUCACACAGAUGACGGCAAAGGAGUAGAUGGCUUGCCAACUGAAGGUGUAGAAAUUACAUCUUUCAACCUGGAAGAUGCCCAGUACAUGAUUUACACACCAUCUGAUCCACUUCUUUUUGUUGCUGUGAAGGGUGAGAACGGGAUGUUAUACAUUGCUGAUGAUCUAAUGGUAACAUUUCUGAACAGGAUCUGCUCGAGGAUCCUGCUGUUAUUGAUGCCAUAGAUGAGGAGACUGAAUUUAAUGCCUUGGUGGAAGAAGAAGCUGCACUUAUAGAAACAAUGAUGAAUGAAAGAUAACCUUGUAUACUUUUUACUUUUAGUGUUUAUCUCUGGAAUGCCGCGGCCUGGUCUUACUGCAAAUAUGUGGCGAUGGAUAGACUGACCCUACUGUGUGUAUAUGAUCAUUUUUGUUUAGUAUGGGAUAAAUCCCCCUUGGUGUUUUUGUUUAGUGAGGGUAUCAAUAGAGAACGGGUUCGUUGUGUUAACCUCCUAUUUUUCUUGUUCACUGUUUAGUGUUGAACUUGUACCUAUCGAGAUGUCUAAUUAGCCAACAACACAACUUUCAUCUUUGAAACUAUUUAAGAAAAUAAAAGUAUUGAUUUUGUUAAA